This is a messenger RNA of Naegleria lovaniensis, 282 nucleotides long. RefSeq lists its product as uncharacterized. Lineage: Eukaryota; Heterolobosea; Eutetramitea; Acrasida; Naegleriidae. The coding region runs from base 1 to 282 and encodes 93 amino acids. The transcript has a single exon. The record is from RefSeq and is a predicted model, not a curated record.
AUGUCAAGCGAAUACAGAAAUCAAGAGGAGCAACAACAUCAUCGGAAUGAUGAAAGAUACUACUCUCGGAAGAGUCAUAUUGAUCAACAAUACAAAUACGAUCGUAAUUAUCCCAGUGAUCCUCAUGAGGAAGUAAUUAUCAAGACACCAGUCGUCAUCAUCAUUAUGCGGAACAACACCAUCAUGAAGACCAUCAUUCCGAUGAAGGUAAAGAUACACACUCCAGUGAAAAAUCAAAGAAAUCAACUAAAAUUAGUGUUUGGGGCAAUUCCUCAACCAUGA